This is a messenger RNA of Suillus plorans, 591 nucleotides long. RefSeq lists its product as uncharacterized. The coding region runs from base 1 to 591 and encodes 196 amino acids. The record is from RefSeq and is a predicted model, not a curated record. NCBI's taxonomy places the organism in Eukaryota, Fungi, Basidiomycota, Agaricomycetes, Boletales, Suillaceae. The transcript has 4 exons.
AUGGUCUCCACAAGCACGAUAGAUACUGUGCCUGCGGCGCCCAUUGCCAGUAGUAAUGGUGAUACUCUUGCAGCACUUUUGGCCCAGAUGAACAUCACUGGACAGCAAGCGUCCGAUAACGCAUUAGUCUCUGCUGUUUCUGCCAUCAGCAAGGUCUCCAAGACUUCAGCUCCACUCACUCCGGCGCCAACUCCAGAUCUAGCUUCAGUUGAGCCUACAGACAAACUCACCACCUCUCCUACAGUGUCAAGUGUCACUGCAUUACCUGUGUCAGUGCUUGAUCCACUGCCUGUCAUGACCAUCGCUGGAGCUGCUGUUCUUUCCACUGGAGCUGCUAUUCCUUCGCCUGCAGCUUCGGUCAUUACCCAGAUAGUCAAUGUGACGUACAAUGUACCAGCGGCUGAUGCUACAGGACCCUUCUAUUGGGUGACCCGUGGACGCUGCAUUGGUAUCUUUUCUACUUGGCAGCAGACCUCCUCCCAUGUCAUUGGCGUGAGCAGGGCCUCCUUUUCUAAGGUCCACUCAGUAGCCGAAGGCAUACAGUUGAUGGAGGAGGCAAUUACCUGCGGUGAAACGGAGGUGUUGCCCUAA